Messenger RNA from Medioppia subpectinata, 1276 nucleotides. The record is from the annotation of a GenBank genome assembly. Lineage: Eukaryota; Metazoa; Arthropoda; Arachnida; Sarcoptiformes; Oppiidae.
AUGAACGCGGUAACAAUCACCAGUACAGUAAUGAUGUCCAUCUAUACGACCACUUAUUUAUGGGACGAUCUGUACAUAAAGUCAAUGUCCAUCGGUAUAGCGCUGUCGUCAUUCACUGUACAACUGGUGGUCUCGUGUGUGAUAUGCGGUUCCGUCGGCAGGAAAUUGGAUAAUAUUAGGGAAGUGUUGGACGCCGUCAACGGUGACCAACUCACGGACCGGGAGUUCCGGGAAUUAUUGUUGUUUAAGGAUAUCGCCAAAAAUACCCGCAAAUAUGGCUUCACUAUUGGAGGUGUGAGUAAGCAAUUCCAUCAAGCCCUAUUGUUGGUGGUUGCAUACACCGAGGCCAAAUUCUUGAGCGGUCUAUCGGGCACACCUGCCGAUGACUUGGUGAAAGAUCCAUGCUUUCUAAAAAGUUACCAAGAUGCCUACAAAAUAGUCCACGCUAAAAUACCCGACAUCGACCCCACCAUUAAAGAUCCCGCUUACUUUUGCUGUGUCGCCUGGGUCGAAUUGGACGCUAUGAGGGAUGCUGGCAAGGCCGAUUGUACCGCCGCUGAGGCCACAACACUGAACGCUCUCGAGGACAAAGUGAUCGCAUGGGCUAACGCUGAUGCCAAAUUAUUUGGUUCCCUGUCGGGCACACCUGUCGAUGACUUGGCAAAAGAUCCAUGCUUCCAAAAGAGUUACCAAGAUGCUUACAAAAUAGUCCACGCUAAAAUACCCGACAUCGACCCCACCAUUAGAGAGCCCGCAUACUUUUGUUGUGUUGCGUGGGUCGAGUUGGACGCUAUGAGGGAUGCUGGCAAGGCUGACUGUACCGCAGCUGAGGCCACAACACUGGGCGCACUGGAAGACAAAGUGGUCGCAUGGGCUAAUGCCGGCGAUUCCUUAUUGUUGGUGGUAGCCUGCACUGAGGCCAAAUUCUUUGGCUCCCUAUCGGGCACACCUGUUGACGAUUUAAUGGCCGAUCCCUGUUUGAAAAAGAGCUACCAAGAUGCCUACGAACUGGUACAUAAGAAAAUUCCCGACAUCGAUCCCACUAUCACAAAUCCCGCCUACUUUUGCUGUAUCUCAUGGGUCGAGUUAGACCAGUUGAGAGUGGCCGCCAAGAAGGACUGCACCGCCGCUGAGGCCACGACUAUGGGCGGUCUGGAAGACAAAGUGAUCGCAUGGGCUAAUGCUGAUGCUUGCAAAGAUCAUAAAUACACCAAGGACAUUCAAACAUGCAAAAAACCAUAAAUUCUAUGUAUUUAAAUAAUAACAUCAAUUUAUA